AUGACCUGUCGGAAUGUUGAUGUGCACUAUGGAGAGAAACAGGCAAUCUUUAAUGUGUCAGUAGAUAUUGGCAGGCAUGAGGUGCUGGCAAUGAUCGGCCCGUCCGGUUGCGGCAAGUCGACAUUUUUGCGUUGCCUUAAUCGUAUGAAUGACACCAUUGAUAUCUGCAGGGUAAAAGGCGAUAUCCGGCUGGAAGGCGAGGAUAUCUAUGGAAAAUCCAUGGACAUCGUUUUACUGCGCGCACGUGUUGGCAUGGUGUUCCAGAAGCCCAACCCGUUUCCCAAGUCUGUAUACGAUAACGUUGCUUACGGCGUAAAGCUGCACGGCCUGACGAAAACUAAAUCAGAGCUUGAUGACGUCGUUGAACAAAGCCUGAAGAGGGCUGGCCUCUGGAAAGAAGUUUCUGACCGGCUCGACAAACCCGGCACAGGCCUCUCCGGCGGCCAACAGCAGCGUUUGUGCAUUGCGCGGGCGAUUGCGAUCAGCCCAGAAGUAAUAUUGAUGGACGAGCCAUGUUCGGCGCUUGACCCUAUUGCAACCGCGGUUAUAGAAGAGUUGAUCGAUGAGUUGCGAAAGCAGUAUUCCAUUGCAAUCGUGACGCACUCGAUGCAGCAAGCAGCUCGAGUGUCGCAGCGAACUGCAUACUUCCAUCUUGGUAAGCUGGUGGAGGUAGGCAAAACAGAUGACAUUUUUACCAAACCGGUCCAUGGGUUAACCGAAGGUUAUAUCACCGGCCGGUUUGGGUAA
Messenger RNA from Nerophis lumbriciformis (worm pipefish), 747 nucleotides. Lineage: Eukaryota; Metazoa; Chordata; Actinopteri; Syngnathiformes; Syngnathidae. The record is from RefSeq and is a predicted model, not a curated record.